Eleginops maclovinus (Patagonian blennie) is the source of this 7591-nucleotide messenger RNA. RefSeq names its product glutamate receptor 2-like. Bases 231 to 2918 code for a protein of 895 amino acids. Lineage: Eukaryota; Metazoa; Chordata; Actinopteri; Perciformes; Eleginopidae. Gene Ontology annotation, molecular function: transmitter-gated monoatomic ion channel activity involved in regulation of postsynaptic membrane potential; AMPA glutamate receptor activity. Gene Ontology annotation, cellular component: dendritic spine; AMPA glutamate receptor complex; postsynaptic density membrane. The record is from RefSeq and is a predicted model, not a curated record. Gene Ontology annotation, biological process: modulation of chemical synaptic transmission; monoatomic ion transport; synaptic transmission, glutamatergic. The transcript has 20 exons.
UAUUCCUAGGCAAACCUCGCGCGGCGCGCACCCCUCUCCAGCAGCAGCAGCAGCAGCAGCAGCAGCAGCAGCAGCACGCGCAUAUCAGGAGAAGGAGAGGGCAUCUGCAGAGCUCGAGACUCUUCUGACGGACCAGACUGCCGCCAUGAGCACGCAGCGCGCGAUGGAGCUGAUGUUCUGCUAGGAACCGACCAGAGGCUGCUGUGGCGUCGCGUGAGGAUCUGAACACCAUGAAGCUGCUGUUGAUACUCACGCUGUUAUGGCGCGAGGCGUCGUGCGGAUCUCCGAGUGUCCAAAUCGGUGGUCUGUUUCCGCGGGGGGCAGAUCAGGAAUACAGUGCGUUCAGGGUUGGAAUGGUUCAGUUUGGAAUGGCAGAUUUCAGACUGACUCCACACAUAGAUAACCUGGAGGUGGCUAACAGCUUUGCUGUCACUAACUGCUUUUGUUCUCAGUUCUCUCGAGGUGUCUACGCCAUUUUUGGCUUCUACGACAAGAAGUCGGUAAACACCAUCACAUCCUUCUGUGAGACGCUACACGUGUCCUUCAUCACACCAUCUUUCCCUGCAGAAGGAAUGAAUCAGUUUGUUCUCCAGAUGAGGCCGGACAUCAAGGGGCCCCUCAUUUCAUUGGUGGAGUACUACAAAUGGGAAAAGUUUGCCUAUCUGUACGACAGUGAUAGAGGUCUUUCGACUCUUCAGGUAAUACUGGAUACUGCAGCAGAGAAGAAGUGGGUUGUCACAGCAAUAAAUGUGGGAAAUCUAAAAGAUGAGAGGAAGGAUGAAGCCUACCGCUCCUUGUUCCAGGACCUAGAGAUCCGUAAAGAACGACGUAUAAUCCUGGACUGUGAACAAGACAAAGUCAGAGACAUCAUGGAACAGGUGAUCACUAUAGGCAGGCACGUGAAGGGGUACCACUAUAUCAUCGCUAACCUGGGUUUUGUAGAUGGCGACCUAUCUAAAAUCCAGUAUGGAGGUGCGAAUGUGUCUGGGUUUCAGAUAGUAGACUUCGAUGAUCCUGUGGUUUCAAAGUUUGACCAGCGAUGGGAGGCCCUGGAAGAGAAGGAGUAUCCAGGAGCUGAUUCAAGGAUCAGAUACACCUCAGCCCUCACCUAUGAUGCUGUCCAUGUGAUGACAGAGGCAUUCCGCUUUCUUCACAAGCAGAGAAUAGACAUGAGUCGUCGUGGCAACAGUGGGGACUGUUUGGCCAACCCAGCAGUUCCCUGGGCACAAGGGGUGGAGAUUGAACGUGCCCUCAAACAGGUGCGUGUAGAUGGAUUAACAGGGAACAUUCAGUUUGACCAGUACGGGAAGAGGAUCAACUACUCAGUGACAGUGAUGGAGCUGAAGAGCAAUGGCCCUGUGAAGAUUGGCUAUUGGAACGAGGUGGAUAAAAUGGUGGUGACAAAGUCAGACCUUUAUCCUAAUGAUACCAUUGGAAUGGAAAACAAGACAGUCAUUGUCACUACGAUCCUGGAAGCCCCCUACGUGAUGAUGAAGAAGAAUUCCGAGCUGUUUCAAGACAAUGAUCGUUAUGAAGGUUAUUGCGUAGACUUGGCUGCAGAGAUUGCAAAGCAUUGUAGUAUACGCUACCAGCUCAGGAUUGUGGGAGAUGGCAAAUAUGGAGCGAGAGAUGCAGAAACCAAGAUCUGGAAUGGUAUGGUUGGAGAGCUGGUGUAUGGGAAAGCAGAUAUAGCAGUUGCUCCUCUGACCAUCACUCUUGUUCGUGAAGAAGUGAUAGAUUUCUCCAAACCAUUCAUGUCUUUGGGAAUCUCCAUCAUGAUCAAGAAGCCGCAGAAAUCCAAACCAGGAGUCUUCUCUUUUCUCGACCCACUGGCCUAUGAAAUCUGGAUGUGUAUUGUCUUUGCCUAUAUAGGAGUCAGUGUGGUUCUCUUUCUGGUAUCCAGAUUCAGCCCCUAUGAGUGGACGCUAGAGGAGCCAGAGGACGGAGCAUUGCCUCUAACAACCGAGUCCACCAAUGAGUUUGGGAUCUUCAACUCCCUGUGGUUUUCUUUGGGGGCUUUCAUGCGGCAGGGUUGUGACAUCUCACCGAGGUCCCUGUCCGGUCGUAUAGUGGGGGGGGUAUGGUGGUUUUUCACUCUGAUUAUCAUCUCUUCAUACACUGCCAACCUGGCAGCCUUCCUGACGGUGGAGAGAAUGGUUUCUCCAAUCGAGAGUGCGGAAGACCUGGCUAAACAGACAGAGAUCUGUUACGGAACCCUCGACUCUGGAUCCACCAAAGAGUUUUUCAGGCGCUCUAAAAUUGCGUUGUUUGACAAGAUGUGGCAAUAUAUGAAAUCAGCAGAACCGUCUGUCUUCGUCAAGAAAACCUCAGAGGGUGUCUUGCGUGUCAGGAAGUCCAAAGGGAAAUAUGCCUACCUACUGGAGUCCACCAUGAACGAGUACAUCGAGCAGAGAAAACCUUGCGACACUAUGAAAGUAGGAGGAAACCUGGACUCCAAAGGCUACGGCAUCGCCACGCCAAAAGGAUCCCCAUUAAGAGUGCCAAUAAACCUUGCCGUAUUGAAACUGAAUGAGCAAGGGACCCUAGACAAGAUGAAAAACAAGUGGUGGUACGAUAAAGGAGAGUGUGGCUUCAAGGACUCCACCAAUAAGGAGAAAACCAGCGCCCUGUCUCUCAGUAACGUGGCAGGGGUCUUCUAUAUCCUGGUUGGAGGACUGGGUCUGGCCAUGAUGGUGGCUCUGGUAGAGUUCUGCUACAAGAGCCGUGCUGAGGCCAAAAAGAUGAAGGUGGCAGCCAACACAUUGUCCUCCCCCCAGCAUACAGGAAACUACACACACACUUUGUCUUCUCCUCAACAUGCCCCCAACUUCAACCUGCUGUCCCCCAGCCACCAGCCAAACUACGCCACCUAUAAAGAGGGCUACAACGUUUACGGCAUUGAGAGUGUCAAGAUCUAACACGGAUGAAAUUCACAGAUGCAAUGCGCUCCAAAGCUCGUCUAUCCAUCACAGGCUCGACUGGUGAGAAUGGUCGUGUCCCGGUGGCUUACCUUCGUCCAGGAUUACCAAUGAGCCUCAGCAUGACUGAUCUGUCCUGACCUGACCCGUGCCAGUGCCUUACAGCCACGCCAAACAUCCUCCCGCCCUCUGACAGUGAGUGGAAAUGCUUGUCAUCUCCGUUGGUGACCAAUUACCACUCACCAUGGGUGAUCUACCCUGAUUUUCAAUCUGGAGUUUACCAAUCAUAUCACACUGAGGACUCCUGAUCUUAUCUUUAUCAUUUCACCUACAAAGACUGGACACAAGUUGUCCCCUCACCACUGGCUGUCAGGUUUUCGCAAAGACCUGCCGACAUACAAAGUGAAUCACUGAACCAUCAGCGAAAAGAUGGCUGGUCAUUUAUAAUUCAUAAAAACACUAUUAAGCACAGUGGACAGUUUUUUAACAAACAUCAUUGUUUCGUAGAUUUUUGCCAUGGAGGCUAUAGAGACUAAGGACAACAGUGAUGCUGACGUUAAUGCAAUAACAAGAUUAAUCAGGGAUGUGAUCAGGAAUUGUGUGUAUAAAGAGUAUUGGUUAAAAUGGGUUAAAGUGCUAUGAACAAAGACGGAUGUCCUGAAGAAAUCACAUCCAUAAAAUAAUAGUAAUUGUAAUAACAGAUAAUGAUAAUGGUGUUAUUGUUCUUAAUUGUUUUCCUUAAUUCUGCCUGAAAAUACCUAAUUAGUAGAGUCUUUUACCAACCCAAGGGAUGCAUGGACACACACACACACACACACACACACACACACACACACACACACACACACACACACACACACACACACACACACACACACACACACACACACAGGGAUGGGCAGAAACAAUGCCUAAAAUGCCUGGAGACCUUGACAAUAUUAAAUUAACGUAUAAGCAACAAGUAGAACACCAGUUUUCAGUGGGAAUUUGUACAAAAAAUGUAAGCCAUCACAAUAGAUUGAACCACUGACAUAAAAAACUCAAAAUCCUCCUCCUACGGUCUUCAUGAUAAAUCAAUCAUAGAUAAUAUCAGAUCAAACAAAAGCAAAACAACAUUCCCUUCCCAAAUUGGGAUCAAUAAAGUACUUAUUUUCUAUUCAGUUUGAUAUUGCUCUUGUUGAUGGCUGAUAGCUUAACGUUGUUUAAAGAACACAGCUCUUCCACCAUGUGAUAGUCAGAUACCAUAUGGCAAAACCAUAUCAUAAUAAUAAUAAUAAUAAUAAUAAUAAUAUAUUUAAUUUGUAAUGCACUCUUCAUUCCAAGGGAAUCUCAGAGUGCCAUAACUAUGUGAAUCAACUUACUUUACUCAUCAGUCUUAACAGCAUUAAGUUUAUUGCUUUUGUUUAAGUAGGUAGGUUAAGAGUAGGUUAAGCCACAGACAGGAAGCUGUGGACCUGUUAGUGAACACAUGGUGUUGGUAGGUUAAAAAGCUAAUGUAUGUUGACAGUGUCAUUAACUUAACUAAAUAAAACUAACUUACCUAAUUAAAUUUGGUGGUAGCAUUGUUAUAGCCAACCAAAAGAAAUAUUAAAUAUGCUGCAUUUGUCCUUGUUUCAGUUAGUGUAUCUGUUUUCAGGUCAAUUUUGAAACAGAUGGUUGUGUAAAGCUUCCGGCACUGUCCAGUUCCCGGUUUGUUUUUUUAAAAUGAUGAUCAUAUUUGUCUCUCUGCUUGAACUGUUGCAAGAAGUCACAAACUGCCCUAUAGGCUGAGGAAAAGGCAGUGUAACAGAAUCACAAUACCUAUUCAUCACACAUUGUUACAGCGAAAGCAAAGAGCCAAAAAUAGCUUAAUAUUAAUUAAGAAGCAUGAAUAAAAUAUUAAAGAUACAAUUAGAAAUUAAAAUGUACAAAAUACAAAUGCAGUACCGGUGACAGUAUUUAAAAAAUAUUAAGUUUAGCUUGUAUAAAGUUGUGAGAUAGCAGCCAGGUGAUAGAAUUAAAUAUUUCACACUUAUUUACAGAUUUAUUAAAGAAGUUGAAUUGUCUAGGUAAAGGACAGCAGCCAAUCAUAAUUAUUAUUAUUAUUAUUUAGCAGUAUAUACUGUAUAUAUACUAAAUAUAUUGCACAAAAGUAGUAUUGCACAACAGGAAUGUUUGAAUCUUUGGUGGUUGUGAAGUCUGACCGCUGCAGGAAGGAAGGACCUGUGGUCUCUCUCUGUGAGACACAGAGGGUGCAGCAGCCUGUCACUGAAGCAGCUGCACAGUGCGGACAGGAUAUCCUGGAGGGGGGAGGACACGAUGUCCAGCAGCUUGACUGCCAUUCUCCUGUCUCCCGUGUCCUCCACAGUGUCCAGAGGACUCCCCAGGACAGAGCUUUUGUCUAGUGUUGCAGAGCACUUAAUAAGCUAAUGGCCAGACAAAGUUGUGUGUGUGUAUGGCUGUUGUUUCUGUGCUACAGUUGACUGUGCAAGCGUUCAAAUGGCCGCAUGUUGUAUCCUCCAGCCAAUAAAGCAGCUGCUGAGUCCUCAGUCACACUGCGCUCUCAGGAGGGGUUUGGCUUGCAGACAUAGGGACUACAGUUAUGUGCAAAAUUAAAAUAUUAGUUAUUCGCUGUCAUUUACAUUAUGCAGAACAUUUCAAGUAUAUUUUACCUGGGGCAAUAAGUCGGAAAGGAAUAGUGAGGGGCUGGAAAAGGCAUACGGGUUGUCCAGCUGACACUCUGUUACAGCUGCUCCGUGGUUAAAAGAGCUUUAGGGGAGGGAUAAUGGUGGAACAGCUUGCGGACACAAAUUAGUAUUUCAUGAUGUUCGGAAUAAUUUCAAGACAGGAAAAUGUAUCUGUGCAGUGUUAUCAAAAUAUAUAUAAUAUAUAUUUUUAUAAAUAUUGUGCUUCAAAUAAAAUUACAAAACAAUUCUGCCCACCCCUGUCUAUAGGUUAGCUCACAAUACACACACACACAUCCUGAUCACCUACACACAUCACUACAUACUGACACACAACAUCACACAUGAUACACACUUCUACCCUAACAUUUGCACGCGCACAUGCACAUAUUAUUGUCAAAUGAGUUCUAAAGCCAACUGGAUGAUGUGCCAAACAGACUGAGAACCAAUCAGAGCUCUCCAUGCUCAGCCAAUGGCAGCUGCUGAUACUGUAACCUGAGCCAAUGGAAGUUCUCACUGCUGUGAGAUGGACAAGAAACUGUGAAAAAGACUUUCCUUUUAAUAAACAUACUGCACUGAUGAUGGCAUCAAAGACGAGGAAGACGAAGAGAGGAUGAAGAAAAACGUUUGCAUGUCACUGAGUUUUUUCUUUACGAAAAAUUGACAGCCGGAAGCUUUGUGCCUGGCUGCAUUUUAGUGUUUAAUAAUAAUAGUAAUAAGAAUAAUAUUAACAACUUAAUUGCAGUAAUGAUGUGGUUCUUGUUAUGUAUAGUGUAUGUUUUUAAGAACUCAAGUAUGCUAUUUUCUUUCCCCAGGGGGCUGUUAUUAAUGCUAUUAAUUAGAGGCGAGUUGGUUCACUCUCCCACAACAUAAAACAUGUUGAGACUUGAGAGAAGCUGAAGAUGUCAUGGUUUCUUCUGACAUUUCUCAUCAUAGACCCAUAUCAUUUUUGCAAUGACCACAUGUGGUCCAUAUAAUGACGUUUCCAUGGUGUUGUUACAAUGUGACAACAUGUCAAACACGGAUAGAGAUGUGGGAAUUAUCCCUUAUCACUUUCUUUGUAGUUGCUUUUCACCGAAGUAAAUUAAGAUAAAUACAACAUAAAUUUGGGGUAUUGUUUGACAUAUGAGCACAUGUAUAACCACACAGUACAUUGUUUAUUUGUGAUCUGACUGUUCAGUAUAUAUUAAACUUGCCUGCCCUCAAAUUGUUUUUAUAGAGAAACUCACAGACUCUAACAUAAGACAUGAGUUCUGAGAUUUGAACCCAUUGCAUUUGUCUUUUGUUUAAAAGGACUUUUGUUUAUGGUGACAAUGAUCUUUAGUGGUCAUAUGACUUAUGACUGUCUAUAAGGAAUAAACAGUGCAAUAUGAAAGUGUUGAUAGAAUGUGUGUAGGGAGGAGGUGUGUGACUGACAGGAGAGAUUACUGUCCAUUUUAUAUUUACUCACACUUGUAUUUCCAAAUAUUAGUUUGUUACUGAUUUCUUGUUAUCUUGCUUGUUUCCUAACUUCUAACAAGUGUUUGUGCUUAAACUUAACCAAACCAUUCUCCAGUUUCACACCAAAUGCACAAUUGCAAACAGCUUGUAAAAACAUCUAACCUGGAUACUACUACAUCCUUCAUCACAAUGUGAACAAAUUAACUUUAGAUUUUCUCACCUAUUAUACACUACUUCUCUGAUAUUUUCUGUUAUGCUUUAGAUUUUGAACCUGAAUCAUAUUAAAGUUUCAGGACUGUGGGAAUUCAAAGAUGCACUGAACUUUCCUUUAUUCUUCUCUGCUUUAAAAUUGUCAUUGUCUGAACUGAGUACGCUUCACUAAAUGUCAGAAUCCCAUUGGAGGGGCUUUUAGUGUUUAGGGUAACAGUUGUAUUUGAGAGAACUUGUGGACAGGCCUGUUUUGCGCUGAUUCUUCUGCAGGAUACCGGGGUUCACAUCAGGUGGAAGACCACAUUAAAAGCUCCACUGUGGAGUGUUUUUGUUAAAAAAUAAAGCUUCUGUUAACCUUCA